This is a messenger RNA of Pochonia chlamydosporia 170, 1767 nucleotides long. Its product is annotated as amidohydrolase 3. Bases 1 to 1767 code for a protein of 588 amino acids. The record is from RefSeq and is a predicted model, not a curated record. NCBI's taxonomy places the organism in Eukaryota, Fungi, Ascomycota, Sordariomycetes, Hypocreales, Clavicipitaceae. The transcript has 3 exons. Gene Ontology annotation, molecular function: hydrolase activity, acting on carbon-nitrogen (but not peptide) bonds.
AUGACAAGCCAACCUCAAUCCACCGGCAGAAUGUUCGCCACGCCCCUACCCCGAUGGGGAUUCAUCCUCUCCGUCAUGGCGGUCGCUCUGGCUGUAGCAAUGCGUCUGCAGCAGCAGCCUAUCACGGAUGCUGCCGACGCCAAGACGUACUGCUACAAAGCAGUGCGAACGCACGACAAGAACCAAGCCACUGCGUCUUGCUUCUCCGUCCAGAAUGGCGUAUUUAAUCGUGUUUGGGCAGAAUCAGACGACUCGGAAUCUGUCGUAUCUCAGGAUAAGGCUAUAGACGGCUAUGUGAUUCCCGGACUUUGGGACGGCCACGGCCACCUCAUGGCGUACGGUGAAUUCCUCCACUCCGUCGACCUAUUUGGCGCUAAGAGCCUCAGCGAAGCCAAGGAUCGAAUCAAGGUAUAUCUCAAGAAGAACCCAGAAGCAGGCACCAAGGACCAGUGGGUGCGAGGCGUAGGCUGGGACCAAGACGUAUAUGGACGCAUGCCAACUGCUGCCGAUAUUGAAGAGGACCCUGCUCUGAAGGGCAUCUACAUGAUGCUCGACCGCAUCGACGUCCACUGCACAUGGGUAUCCCAAUCCGUCCUGGACCUCCUCCCCGCCGACCUCCCCGACAUCCCAGGCGGCGAAAUCAUCCGCGACCCAGGAAUGGGCGUCUUCUGCGACAACGCAAUGGACUAUGUAGUCAAGCGCUGGCCAAAACCAGACAGCAAGAAGAAGGCCAUGGCUGUCAAAUCAGCCCUCGCCAAACUCAACGAAGUUGGACUCGUGGGCAUGCACGACGCCAGCUCCCUACCCGAAGACAUCAGAAUCUACACCGACAUGUCCAAAACAGAAGACUGGACCCUCCGCGUAUACAGCAUGCUAGAAUGCUCCAAGCGAAACACAUACUGCCCCUCUGAAAGCGUCAAGAUCGAUAACCCGAACUCCAUGUUCACCGUCAGAGCCGUCAAACUCUUCGCAGACGGCGCCCUCGGAAGCUGGGGCUCAGCAAUGCUAGCCCCCUACGCAGACCACCCCUGGACAUCCGGCACGCUUCUCAUCAACGCAACGACCCUCACAUCCGUCACCAAGUCCUGGGCCUCAAAGGGCUACCAGGUCAACAUCCACGCCAUAGGCGACCUCGCCAACCGCAACGCCGUGGACGCCUUCGUCGCCGCCCUCAAGCAGCAGUGUCCCGAUGCCACCACGGACGCCGACCUCGCCAACUGCCAACGCACUCACCGCUUCCGCAUAGAACACACCCAAAUCAUGCACCCGGACGACCAGGCCCGUCUGCACGCCCUCGGCAUCAUACCCUCCAUCCAGCCCACACACGCUACCUCGGACAUGAAGUACGCUCUGGAUAGACUUGGCCCUGAGCGCACCGACACCGAGGCGUAUCGUAUGCGGUCGUUUCUUGAUGCCAAUCCCAUAUUGGGGAGUGACUUUCCCGUGGAGCCACCGAACCCAUUUCACGGAAUCUACGCGGCUGUUACGAGAAAGAAUCCCGCUACUGGGCUGGGCGUGAAUGGUUCGCACAAAGGGUGGCAUACCGAUGAGGCACUGAGUCUUGACCAGGCCCUGUGGGGAUUCACGGGUGCUACUGCGUAUGGAGCGUUCCUCGAGGACAAGGCAGGCCAGAUUAAACAAGGCGCAUUUGCUGAUUGGCUUGUUUUGGAUAAGCCGAUUGAGUCUUUGGAUAUUGAGCAACUCCGCACUCUCAAGGUUAAAGAGACUUGGGUUGCUGGGAAGAGAGUUUACGCACGAGAUGAAUAA